AUGGAGCUCUUUAUUGGUCAAUUUGAUCAGUUUAUUGAUCAUUUAGUGUGGAAAGCUACUAAAACUACCCUAAUCAUCCUAAAUAUCGAUCAAGAGUUAUCAAUUCCUUCUAAUUUCCAAAGAUCAAGUGUUCAAUAUUUGAAAAAUGUUGAAUUAAUUGAUCUAAUUCAUAUUGAUUCAUUACAAAAACUAAUGGUUUAUCUGAGUAUGAAACAAGUGAAUCAUAAUGAUGAAUCCAUUGCUAUUUGGGAAUUACCAUCAGAAAAUUUAAUCCUAUCAAAAUUAACAAAAUUGAAUAAUAAAGUCAUUCUAGGUUUUAAUACAACUACAGAUUUAUCAACUUACAAAAAAUGGAUUUAA
Messenger RNA from Hansenula anomala, 360 nucleotides. RefSeq lists its product as uncharacterized. NCBI's taxonomy places the organism in Eukaryota, Fungi, Ascomycota, Saccharomycetes, Phaffomycetales, Wickerhamomycetaceae. The transcript has a single exon. The coding region runs from base 1 to 360 and encodes 119 amino acids. The record is from RefSeq and is a predicted model, not a curated record.